Messenger RNA from Mercurialis annua (annual mercury), 1755 nucleotides. RefSeq lists its product as uncharacterized. The record is from RefSeq and is a predicted model, not a curated record. Gene Ontology annotation, biological process: mitotic intra-S DNA damage checkpoint signaling; cellular response to ionizing radiation; DNA repair. NCBI's taxonomy places the organism in Eukaryota, Viridiplantae, Streptophyta, Magnoliopsida, Malpighiales, Euphorbiaceae. Gene Ontology annotation, cellular component: checkpoint clamp complex. The transcript is spliced from 11 exons. Bases 138 to 1499 code for a protein of 453 amino acids.
UUGACUGUUAUAAAUAACAAGGCGGCAGUAGCAAACACCUUGAAAAUUUUACUUUAGCCAUUUCCCGCCAACCCGAUCGACGAUAGUUUCUACGUACUCGCUCGAGUUGAACCAAUUUUUGUGAGGGAAAAACGUAAAUGGAGUUCACUCUCAGUGGAAACGCGCUCAAGACCUUCGCUCGUUCUAUCACAUGCCUAGCGCGAGUAGGUAACGAGCUUGCCAUACAAGCUUCUCCUUCUCAGCUUGUACUGCACACUCUUAAUUCAUCGCGAUCUACCUAUCAAUCGAUUACAUUGAAGUCCGGCUUCUUUGAUGUAUAUACAGUUUCCGGUACACAAGUCCAAUGCAGUGUACUUUUGAAGGCCAUUUGUGCUGUUCUCAGAACACCGAUUCCAAGUAUUGAUAAUCUGAGUGUGCGACUGCCUGAUCCUGAUGCAUCAAAAGUGCAAUGGACUUUGGAAUGCUAUAGUGGUAUAAGAAAAGCCUAUUGGAUCACUUGCAAUGUUGAGCCAGACAUACAACAUUUGUCUCUUGAUAGGAGAAGAUUUCCGAGUAGCUUAGUGGUGAGGCCUCGUGAUUUUAACAGACUGCUGGCUAACUUCCAAUCAACACUUCAAGAGAUUACUGUCAUUGCCACAGAACCUGCUGGUCCUUCUGAUUCUGCAAGUGAAAUAGGCGGAAAAGCUGUUGAACUUAGAAGUUACAUAGAUCCAACCAAAGACAAUGACUCUUCACUGCAUACUCAACUGUGGAUAGAUCCGGUAGAAGAGUUUGUUCAGUAUACUCACAUUGGAGACCCUGUGGAUGUAACAUUUGGAAUGAAGGAAUUAAAGGCGUUCAUUGCUUUCUGUGAAGGCUGUGAAGUGGACAUUCACUUAUAUUUUGACAAGGCUGGAGAGCCCAUAUUAAUGGCACCAAAGUUUGGUUUAGAUGAUGGAUCCACUUCAAAUUUUGAUGCUACACUAGUCCUUGCUACCAUGCUGUUAUCACAGCUUCAUGAAGGCAAUCCCACAGAACCUCCACAAGUGGCUACCACAAGACAUGGUCAGAAUGUUCCAGUAACUGGAUCACAGCCACAAGGGAGGUCUAGAGCAAGUGUUUCCGAGCAUCCUUCCGAUCACACUAGAAUUUGGUCUGAACUAUCAGGAAGUGCAGCAAGAAGUGGUGGUCAGGGUGUUGAAGGAAGACACCAUCAAGGAGACAUAAAUAUGAAUGCUACAGAACAGAGGGAAAUAGAAAGGAUUAGUAGAAUACAAUUAUCAAAAGAUGCAGAAGAUGUUCCUGAGGGUCCAAGAUCUGUUCUUUUGGCUGAUGUAUUUAGGUGUGAUCCUAUGGGAAAGUAUCCUCAAGAAGAAACCCGAGACAAGCCAGAAACUAAUGGUCAGAGUGUUUCACAACGACAUCCUAGUAACUGGGUAGAUGCACAUGAAGAUGACGAGGACACCGAAGAUAAUGAACUGUGUGUUCAGUCAACACCACCAUACUGUGAAGAACAGUAGCACCUGUGAUAUCUUUUUGCUUUUCUUCACCAAUCAUCCUUGGAUUGCAUUUUGUAUUCGGCAUUUACUUGGGAUCUGCUUUGAAAUUACCCCUUCUCAAGUUAUUUUUGCGUUUAUGUAUUCUUUUAUUGAUUCCGACUGGAAAAUUACUUUGUUUUUUUUUUGGAAAUGUCAAAAAAGAUUUUGUGGUUUAAUUCUUUUUCAUCUUUGUGUAUGUAUUGACAAAUCAAGGAAUGCAGUUCGUUUUCCAAAGUCA